CGGCAGCAAUGGCGGAUGUUAUGAAUGUCGGCGUGAAUCUGGAAGCUUUCUCGCAGGCGAUUAACGCCAUCCAGGCUCUUCGAUCGAGCGUCACCAGGGUGUUUGAUUCUCUUAAGGAUGGGAUGAAGAAUAAGGAAACCCUUGAGGGGCGGGAAAAAGUCUUUAUGAGUGAUUUUCAAGAUAAUUUGCAGUCAGUCAAUCGCGAUUUAAAUGAACUGGAGCGUCUCAGCACUUUGGUCGGUAGGCCGUCAGAAAGCCAUCCCUUACACAACAGCGGGCUGCUCAGUCUAGACCCAGUACAGGACAAAACCCCUCUGUACAGCCAACUGCUCCAGGCAUACAAAUGGUCCAAUAAACUACAAUACCAUGCUGGCCUGGCCUCCAGUCUUCUAAACCAACAGUCACUCAAACGAUCAGCCAAUCAGAUGGGGACAUCUGCCAAGAGAAGACCCAAAGUCCAGCCCAGCACUCUUGUCCUCCCCACACAAUAUGUGGAUGAUGUCAUAUCCAGAAUCGGACGAAUGUUUCCUGAUAUGUCAAUCGAGCUCUUCCGGCCCAACGGGACGUCAGCAGUUCUCAUGGUCACAUUGGGAAAAGUUUUGAAAGCCAUUGUAGUGAUGCGGAGCCUAUUCAUUGACCGCACGAUUGUCCGCGGAUUCCAUGAGAACUUGUACAUGGAAGACGGAAAGCUGGACAUCUGGUCUAAGUCCAACUAUCAAGUAUUUCAGAAGGUCACUGAUCAUGCAACCACGGCUCUCCUGCAUUACCAGCUCCCGCAGAUGCCUGAUGUUGUGGUUCGUUCUUUCAUGACCUGGUUGAGAAGCUACAUUAAGCUUUUUCAGACUCCGUGUCAACGCUGUGGCAAGUACCUGCAGGACGGUCUUCCUCCAACAUGGAGGGACUUCCGAACUCUGGAGGCAUUCCAUGACACCUGCAGGCAGUGACCCGGACCUCACAGUGUUCCAUAGCUUGCCUUGGAAAACUAGACUGUCCCAUCUUUUCUCACACACACUUUUCUCCAGCUGGAUAUUGUACUUUUAUAAAAAAAAACUGAAUAAAGAUAUUUUCAUAAUCGUGCAAUCUAGCACAAGAACUUCAA
This is a messenger RNA of Triplophysa dalaica, 1099 nucleotides long. RefSeq names its product mediator complex subunit 27 (gene med27). Gene Ontology annotation, cellular component: mediator complex. The transcript is spliced from 8 exons. The record is from RefSeq and is a predicted model, not a curated record. Gene Ontology annotation, biological process: regulation of transcription by RNA polymerase II. Gene Ontology annotation, molecular function: transcription coactivator activity. Bases 9 to 944 code for a protein of 311 amino acids. NCBI's taxonomy places the organism in Eukaryota, Metazoa, Chordata, Actinopteri, Cypriniformes, Nemacheilidae.